CUCUGGUCUCGGCUGUGCGUUCUUCAGUGUCGGGUGGAGUCUACAUCCCGUCGCAGCUCUGCGGGGAAGGAGGAGGCCUGUGUGGGUGUUUUUACUUGUUUUUUCUCUCAGUGACUAUUUGGUUGAAGUACCUGCAUCAAGAUGACGACGACAACCACCUACAAAGGGAUGGAGCCCGGGUCUAAAAGCAGCUCCAGGGUGCUACGGCCGCCCGGCGGGACCUCCAGCAUUUCCUUCGGCACAGACGACAACUCGACUCCCCGCAAGGACAAGAUGGCCUCCAGCAUCUUUGCAGAGCCUGAAGACCUCCAUGCUCAUCGGAGGAACAAUCCACCCACUGGGGAAGCAGCAGGAACCCUGUGCGGAGAACCCUCAGCCCCACUGAGGCGAUGCCAGCAGCCUCUCCUCUUCCCCAAGAACCCAGAGCCGGAACUGAUCACCAUCCACAACUCCGGGGCCGCCUUGGUCUGGAACCAGAGACGAGAGGUUGAAAAUGGCCAAGAACCAGCAAAUACUGAGUAUCCUGACGGUGUGGAGGUGGAGCAGCAGGAGGAGCAAGAGCAGCUGAAGGAGACGACACAGCCCUCCGCCCCGUCGGGAGAUGCCAACGCUGCCGCCGGCGGCCGAAGAAACCCACCUGGUGGAAAGUCCAGCCUCAUCCUGGGUUGAGACCACUUGUUUUUUUGUUUGUUUUUUUCAUUGGAACGCUUUUUUAUUUUUUAAAAGAUAAAUACCCCCAUCACUCUCUUCCUCCUCAUCAGACUUGUCACCUUCUCUCCUGCUUCACAUGCACUCACCGCCGUCACGUCCAUGGACCCCUUGUGUCCUCUCCCUUCCACCCUUAAACCUUUUGUUUUGAUCCUUUUUUCUAUUAAAAUAAGAAAACUGUUGACAAAAGCACUUUAUGUAUCUCUCUCUCUCUCUCUCUCUCUCUCUCUCUCUCUCUCUCUCUCUCUCUCUCUCUCUCUCUCUCUCUCUCUCUCUCUCUCUCUCUCUCUCUCUCUCUCUCUCUCUGUCUCUGUCUCUCUCCCCCCUCUUCCAUUUCAGCCCAUCCUGUAGUGCAUCUCGCCUGCUGGGAAAGGCAUGACGUUUAGCUUGUCCCCCAUUCUUCCCUGUUGUAAAUGGUAAAGGAAAAAAAUAAUAAAAAAGAUUUGAUGCGUGGAUUUCUAAAUACAAUAAAGAUUGA
Anoplopoma fimbria (sablefish) is the source of this 1186-nucleotide messenger RNA. Its product is annotated as jupiter microtubule associated homolog 1-like. The transcript is spliced from 5 exons. Gene Ontology annotation, cellular component: nucleus. The record is from RefSeq and is a predicted model, not a curated record. The coding region runs from base 142 to 669 and encodes 175 amino acids. NCBI's taxonomy places the organism in Eukaryota, Metazoa, Chordata, Actinopteri, Perciformes, Anoplopomatidae.